Cylas formicarius (sweet potato weevil) is the source of this 9356-nucleotide messenger RNA. RefSeq names its product vesicular acetylcholine transporter-like. Gene Ontology annotation, biological process: transmembrane transport; xenobiotic transport; acetylcholine biosynthetic process. The transcript is spliced from 3 exons. NCBI's taxonomy places the organism in Eukaryota, Metazoa, Arthropoda, Insecta, Coleoptera, Brentidae. The record is from RefSeq and is a predicted model, not a curated record. The coding region runs from base 343 to 2049 and encodes 568 amino acids. Gene Ontology annotation, molecular function: acetylcholine transmembrane transporter activity; choline O-acetyltransferase activity; xenobiotic transmembrane transporter activity. Gene Ontology annotation, cellular component: cytoplasm; AP-1 adaptor complex; neuron projection.
CGCCGUGGCUCUUGACGGGGACAGGGCUGCCGAAGGCCCUGCGCAGGGCUCCUUUCAGUUUUUCGGGGGUCGAGGGGUCAGUGUCAAUAACCUGAGAGGGUUUUUUAGUAGCCGAAUCGGAUCUGCCCUACCAGACACAGGUCAAUGGCGGAGGCACUGAACUGAACUGCACCCCGACCCCACGCGAAGAAAAUCGGAAAAUGGUGAAUGUGAUUGAGAAAUUUUACCGGGAAUCGUGAGCGGCGAAAAAGACACGAUAAGGAGGAUAUGGAUUGGGCCUGGUGCGACGACAUAAUACGAAAGGAGGCAAAUCUAUUUGAUUAGGUCGAGUUUUAAGCCGCCAUGCCUCCCAGGAUACCGUUACUAAACCUCGAGUUCUCCGAACUCAAGGAAAUAGUAUGGGCGAAGCUCCAGGAGCCGCGCUAUCAGCGCAAGUUGGUGUUGGUGAUCGUCUCCAUAGCCCUGCUAUUGGAUAACAUGUUGUACAUGGUAAUUGUGCCCAUUAUACCGGACUACUUGCGGUAUAUAGGGGCGUAUUCGGAUGAGAACCCCCCGAUUCCGGGAAACGUGACAGUGCCCCCUGGGACUCCCUUCAAACACGACCACCAUGGCCAGGACUCGGCUACCGGCAUCCUCUUCGCUUCCAAAGCCAUCGUGCAACUGAUGGUAAACCCUUUCUCAGGGGCGCUCAUCGACCGCAUAGGAUACGACAUACCCAUGAUGAUCGGGCUGUGCAUUAUGUUCUUGAGCACGGCCGUCUUCGCAUGCGGCAGAAGCUAUGGCCUCCUCUUCUUCGCAAGGAGCUUGCAGGGAGUGGGGUCCGCCUUCGCAGACACUUCCGGUCUCGCCAUGAUAGCGGACCGUUUCAACGAAGAAUCGGAACGCUCCCAGGCGCUGGGCAUAGCGUUGGCUUUCAUCAGUUUCGGGUGUCUCGUAGCGCCCCCAUUCGGCGGCGCGUUGUACCAAUUCGCCGGCAAAGAGGUACCGUUCCUUAUCCUCGCCUUCGUCUCCCUGAUCGACGGUUUCAUGCUCCUCAUCGUCAUGAAACCUUUAAAGACCCAAAUCAAGGAGUCGCAAGUGGCGAAACCACCUUCGGUGCCGAUAUGGAAACUCUUCAUGGAUCCCUACAUCGCCGUCUGUUCCGGUGCCCUGAUGAUGGCCAACGUGGCAUUAGCGUUUCUAGAGCCCACGAUAUCUCUGUGGAUGGAAGACAAUUUGACGACCGACAAUUGGAAAAUCGGCAUGGUGUGGUUGCCCGCGUUUAUACCCCACGUCUUAGGGGUGGUCUUGACGGUGAAGAUGGCCAAAAAGUAUCCCCACUACCAAUGGCUCAUGGCAGCCGCAGGGUUGGGAUUGGAAGGGCUGUGUUGCUUCAUGAUACCUUUCUCGACCAGUUACUUCGUCCUGAUGAUCCCGUUGUGCGGAAUAUGCUUCGGCGUCGCUCUCAUAGAUACCGCUUUGCUUCCCACCUUGGGUUAUCUGGUAGACGUGCGAUACGUGUCCGUUUACGGAAGCAUUUACGCGAUAGCGGACAUAUCUUACUCGGUGGCUUACGCAAUAGGGCCGAUUAUAGCCGGCGAGGUGGUCGAAGCGAUUGGCUUCACCGCAUUGAACGUCGGCAUAGCCCUGUCUAAUUUGGCUUACGUGCCCGUGUUGUCUUAUCUCAAACACAUCUAUGACUUUAAGCCAUUUGAGAACGAGGCCAACGUUUUAAUGGCGGACCCGCCGAAUAAGGAAUACCAAACGUACUCGAUGCAAGAGCAGAAAACUGUGGAACAAGACGUGCAGAAUCACCUCGAGUACAAGCAGCAAGAGACAAACUUCAACGACUACGGCGACAAUUAUCAGACUCCAUACCAAGCACAACCCAACCAGGUUUACCAGCAGCAAGGGUCCUACCAAAAUCAAACAUAUCAGAAUCAAGUGCCCGCUCCUAGACCUCAAGGACAAGGUCGAGUGCUGCCGCAACAACCUCAGCAACCUGUGAACCCAUUCAGACCGCAAGGUCCCGCGUCCACAGGAGGAAACCCGUUUAGGCAGGGGAUGUAAUGGGUUUUGUGUCUUUGGAACCUGUAAAAACGUGUAGUGUAAGUAAAUUCUUAUCUAAAGAUAUUUUCGAUUUGUCUUAUAGAUCCGCUUCAACGAUUUGAAGCGUUUUACUUUCCUUAGUGUUAUUUUUUCGAGGUUUUUUAAUAUAUAGAUGGUAUAUCAACUGAGAUCGCAUACAUAUCAGAAUCGAAUGAUUCAAAUUAUCUUACGAUGUACGUGAUAAUAGGUCAUAAGUUUAAAGUACAAGGAAAGUCCAUCUUUUGAGAGCCGAACCAUAUUUUAAGGAGUACUUGUAGAAGUAAGUUUAUUAAGCUAUAUAAAGCAAUGUAUCACGUAAGGUAAGAAUUCGAUUGGGUCUCGUUGUAACGUUAAAGUCUGAUUCAAUUGAUAACGUGUUUUCAGCAUUUCGUGAUAAAUUUGGGAAUAACUUGUGGUACAACAAAAUUAGCUAGGUCAAAUAAUGUAAAUAAUAUAAAAUAAGGGCGAGACAAACAUAAGUAAAACUUAAUUGUCUUCAUAAACAAAAAACUGUUGUAUUUAAGCAAUGUUUAAAUCCAUAUUGAAAAAUCGCCAUAAUAAUAAUAUUGUUUCAUUUUCAACAGCUUCAUCUUCAAACCCAAUUACGCAAAAGUCACAAAAUAAAACAAAACAAUAAAUGUCAGCGCUCUAAUUUUCACCUAAUCUCAUACUUGCCCAUAAACGUCAAAUGUCAAAAAAUUGAGAAAUAAAUUUAUCAUACUCAUGACCCUCCUUACAUUUAAAAACAGUGGGCAAGAAAAAAAUUGAUACCCUUGUUUCUAAGUUUCAAGGUUAAGAACAUAUUAACAGAGUACCAAAAAACAAACAAAAACGUUCCUUUGUCAAAUUAAAUAACAGAUAUAGAGUAUGAUGCAGAAAACUUCUCUAGAAUUUUUCAAGAUAUCGAAAUGAAACUGAUGUGAUGAUUGUUAUCAAUUGUAUAUUUACUUUGAUUUUUUAUGGGAACCAUCUUAAAAAUAUAUCCAAACUCAACUGGAAUCUAAAAGCCCAGGCGCAUAAAACUGCAUAACACAGCUAUUUGGUGCUCUCUCUAUAUACAGAGUAGCUCAUUACUAAGGCGUUCUCCAAAUAUAUGAAAAUUUGUACAAAAAUUUUAUAUCCAAAAGUUAUUUGCACAAUGAAUGAAAUGAAUUUAGUUUUCUUUUUUUUUUUUCAACUUUUUCCAUAACAAGUACCGUGUGGAGAUAAAAGAUAACAUCGAGAAAGUUAAAUGGGCAGCUGUCAAGGAGUCCCCAAAUUUAUCAGAAGAUACAGAUGGAGCGUGCACAUUUUUGUCCUGUAGCACUUAACGCAUAUCAUAAUAAGUGGACCUUAUUUUCCAGACAACUGAGAUCAAUUAUUAAGAACCUAAUUUUGUGGGUCAAUUCGGACCUAAAAAUUACGUUAGAAUAGAAUAAAACUUUAGGCUAUUUCGGUUAGAUCGAAGAAAAGUUAUUCUCCGCCUUGUGAUAUUCUACGACAAAAAGUGUCAAUUUCUCGUAAUUACCGGCGAAAAGAAAUUCUAGCAUAUCGAACGGUCAAUUUCCUGAUCAACUAACUAAUCGAUCUAACUACCCCGCGGAAUAUCAAAAAAUGGACUUUCUCACCUAGGUAAGGAUACCUAAGGCACCUAAGUGGCCCCUCGCCCCGUCAAAGUAAGCACAAAAUAGCUUUGCUACCGAAACAACUGAUUUUAUUUACACAUUUACAACGUUUGUGUACUAGAUAUAUUUUUCUCGCUAAUUUCGCAAUGGAUAUUAGAAUAAACUAGAAGACUCUUAGCGUCAAUUUGAUGAAUGUAUACCGCAUAUAAUCCACAGAGAAUUUAUUUUGCGCGUACGUGAGUUCUUAAGUAUUUUAGGAUGUAUUUUGCUCACUCACUUAAGAUAUUGUACAUAGUCGUAAGUUUAUAUUCACAGGGUUCAUCCAAAGUAGAACAAAUUCUGGUACGAAACCCAGUUUAGUUAUGAACUUGAACGUUUCUAUACUCCAGCUUUACCGGAAAUUUACAUAACCCAACCACAUUAAUCCAAUUUAUACUGAGAAUGGUUUGCCCAAUACCUUUAAUACAGGCUUAAGACUAGAAGCUAUUAUAAGAUAUGGUGUGGAACCGAGGCCCUAGGAAUUUAAAAUGCCAAAAAAUGAUUGAUCUGCUAUUUACUAAUUACAUGACCAAGAUACCGUUAGCCUAUGUGAGCCAGAGGAAAGUUUUUCUUUGACAAGUAACGGCUGUUCACAUCAUGAAAUGUAAUGAACUGUUUACAAAUCCUUUGUUAAUACUGUUAAUAUGUUUGAUAUGACUAUUAAAUUAGAUAUUCAUCAAUUAACCAGAAGCAAAUAACAAAGAAAGAAAACAAUUUAUAGCGUUGAAACCAAAGCAGAUUUAUAAAAUACGUUGGUCAAAUAGCGAGAGUACUAUAGGGAUUUAAAUAUAUGAAACAUACUUGAUCCAUAUUGUAACGAAAGGCAAAAGAUAAAUCCUGAUUUCAAUUAAAUAUUUAAUUGAUAUAAUUAUUGACUGCUUAGCAGGAUUCUUGUAAAAUUACAAGUCGUUGGUCCUAUAUUGGUCCAAGACCGAAGAUAAAGGUGCAAUAUUGGAGCAAGUUAAAAACAUGGGAGGUACAAUGGAUAAUACCUAUGGGUCCUAUUUGUUUUGUUACAGAUGUUCUACAUCGUAUAGCACUUAAAUUUGAAUUUGUAUAAUAGAAUUUUUCAGUUUAGGAAAAUAAGACGGAGAUUAAUUAUAAGAAUUAAAAAGAACACCUCGUUCCGAAAAAUGAAUAAGCUGUUUCCGAUUGUUUUAUUUGAACGCUUACUUAGGAGGCACACUGUACAUAACACCAUUUACUAACCAAUCAUAACUCCCAUAAAGUGCUUGCGCCAAAUUUUACCUCGCAUCAUCAAUUUCUGAACCAAACACAAACCUCACAAUCUGCAUUGAGAUUCGGCGAACCGCUAGAUUCCGGUACGGGUACUAUCUAGUAUGUGCUGGAGUAGGAUAGUGCGCGUUAGUAUAUAUUGGGAUUUAGUUUAAUAAUAAAGUCAAUCUAUUGAAUCUUAGCGGAAACCAGUGCUAUUAAGAUCAUGAUGCUUCUCUACUGACUCACAAAUUGGGUCCAACUUGAGCCAUACGUUUUAAUUGAUGACGCAAGGUGACACAUUUGGCGCAACUAUACAACUUUUUAUAACAAGGUUGUUGAGUUCAAAUCCAUGAGAUUUAAAGGAAAUCUAAAUUAAAUAUUAUCACAGUCAGUUACUAGUACAGCCCCCCUUGACAUAAAUAACGAACCAAUACGGUUCACAACAGCUUGGCCUGAUAGCAAUAAGCCCCGUAUCGACCAACCAACCACAAUUAAGUAGUACUAGCACUGUAACAUCGAUACUCCUUGUGAUGGUACGUCGUAUAGUAGGGUUCGGUAACCUACGCUUAACUUAUCCUUAGAAUAAUAACGAGUUGUAUAAACAGCGUUUAACCUAUCUGUUAUAGAUGUAAAAUAAACCACGUUGUGAAACUGUGUAGCUCGUAUAGUCUGGUAAAUGAGUUUAAAAUUAUGUGAUACAGCUCAUUCGAUUCGGAAUUAUGUCUAGAUCAUUUUGUGAAAAAAGUAGACUGGUAUAUUAAAAGCUCGAAAAGUUAUAAACAAUUAUAGAUGAUUAACACUAGUGUUAAGUUUUUCGCUUAUAGUUCGUAAGCUAAUAGUUUCUUUUUUAUUUUGAAAAAAGAUAUUUAUCAAUAAUUUUCAUAUAAUGUUGAAAAUUGCCGUCCGGUUGCCACAUUGAGGUUGCGCGCACGGAGUCGCAAAUUAGUAUUUCUUUUUGGGUAUAUAAAGUAGAUUUAAAUUUAAAAAAAAAAAAUGUAUAAUGUAUAACUUCAAAGAACUGAUUGGAAUUUUUCAUGAAAGUUAAUGAUAAUAUUAAAAUAAUUGUCAUAAAAUUUUAUCACCUAGUGGAGGCUUUAUUGUAUAGUGCUAUAAAAGCUUAAAUAAAUGUAAUACUUUGUUCAUAAUUAUUAUUUUAAGUUAACAAAAAAAUGAAAUUCACCGUAAUGUAUUUUUUUUUCAUUUCAAGAUAUUUAUUAACUGCAAAAAAAUUUGUUCCAUUUGUUAAUAAGUUUUUUAUAAACAAAUGGACUAUUUCAAUAUUUAAAAAUCACAUUACGACUUCAUGAAGAACUGUCAUUUAUGAAUUAAAAAAAUUGUUUUCAUAAUAAUCAUUUUUAAUUGUUUAUAAAUGUUUUUUUCAUGUAGCUAUUGUGUAAAUAAUUAGUUGGGUAAAAGUUGAAUUAAUCAUAAUUGACAGGUCUGUACAAAUUAACAAACAAACAAUUUUUUUCAUUGUUUAUUAUAUUAACAAUUUGUUGUAAACAAAUUGUGAAGUUUUCUUUUUUUUUUUCUUUCUUCUUUUAAGUGCUUCAAAAUACCGAAAAAAAUAUUAUUUCGAUUUUGUUUCAAAAUAUACGUAGUACAAAAGUUGAGUUCAAAAUUAAUAUAACUUUUAAACUGUUAGAGAGAGUAAGUAAAUAUCUGAAACGAGAAAAGUUCCGAAGAUUUUUGUAACAAAUUGUUAAUAUAAUAAACAAUGAAAUUGUUUAUGAAAUUGAGAAUAAUUUUUUUAUUAUUAAUUUGUGGAGAACUGUCAAUUAUGAUUAAAAAAAUAAUAUUGAAAUAGUACAUUUGUUUAUAAAAAACUUAUAAACAAAAGGAGCUAUCUUAUUUAGUUGACAAAUGAAAAAAAUUACAAGAUUACGGUGAAUUUUCUUUUUUUGGUAACUUAUAAUUAUAAAGUAUAAAAUUUAUUUAAACUUUUAUCACAGUAUCUUAUUAUAAGGGUAUAAAAGAAAAGCCACAUGAAGCCCGAAACAUUUUUGAUGGCUAUUAUUUAAAUUUAUUUUUUAAUUUGCAAUGAAGAAAGUCCCGGAAAAGUUGUUAUUAGUGGACUGGUACUUUUUUCGCACAAUGAUUUAGUCAUAAUUCCGAACCAAAUGAGCUAUAUCACAUAAUUUUAGUAAUAGCAUGUUCAAGUAACAUUAUUUUGAACUCAUUAACUAGACUAGUAUGUACAAUAUACUGUAAUCGUGCCCGGAUGGCUGUUAAAAUGUAUAUAAGGUAGUGUAACACAGCGAUUUCGACUUCUCGACACAAACACACCCAUUCUCUUUAAGAUCGGAAGGUAUUUUUUAAGAGCAGUGUUUUGGAAUUUAUGCGAGUUGCGUCAAACCCACUAGUACAGUCAUUCGAAUCUAAAACGAAAGCUUAUCUCGAGGAAAGUUUCAUAUAAUUCAUAUAAUUAUUGAUUUCACUCAUUAAUCAUUCAUUUCAUAUAAUCCUCUACACCACUGACAAAUAUCCUUGAUUACCCCGCUUAUUUGAUAGAAAAUUACAGUUACCAUAAACAAACACAAAAUACUGUAUACAUUUGAAUGUUACGUGGAUUAUCAUAUAACAAACCAAUGUAAAAUGCAGUUGAAAAAGUUUGAAUAAUUUUUUUCUCCUUUUAUAGCUGACCAUUUAAACUCGUUCUCAGUCCCUUUCAAAAACUUUAAUGGGUACUUUUCUCCACGUCUACCUCGUCCCCUAUUUCUUUUGGAGAUUUUCAGAAUUAAAUAUAUCGGCAUCUGUUAGAUCCUUGUUGAGAACGUCUUUCUAUCAUUCUCACCUGAAGACUUCUUUGUUUUCAAUUUGCUUGUUUUGCAUUCUUGCUUAGUCUGUGAAUCAAAUUUCAUAUUUUAAUAGUAGAAAUCUCAAAAUAAAAUCUGUUUCUCAAAAGGGAAUUUACGAGAUUGAAGAGCACAAUGCUGAAAUUCAGAGAGAUCUAUUUUGAUGACUGAAUUCUGCAAGUCAAGAAAUUUGUUUUUAAUCAAAAUUUUGGUAUUUGGUACCAGAUUUGGCCAGUUGGCCUGUAUAAGACGGAAAUUUAGUACGAAAAUAUUCCAAAUUUCGGAAAUGAAUGUUAAUGCUAAUUUGAUAACAAAAAUAAAUUUUAUAAUUUGCUGUUGUUCCUUUGGUCGAUCUUUGAUUAAGUUUGUCGGGUAUUGAUUGCAAAUAUGGCGUAAAACGUUGUUUGAGGUACAUCCGCGUAUUUUUAAUAAGUGGAAAAUAAGGUUACAUUUUGCUGAUAAGAAUGUUAUUAGUAAGUACUACUAUUCCAAAUAUCUAUAAACGAACCUAAUGGUGUACAGAUAAUUUUUGGGAAAUUUCUGUUCAAAACGUUACCUUAAUAUAAAUGUAUCAGUGUGCUUAAAAUAAGCAUAUACAAAGUGCGAACAAAGUCUAUCAAAAAUCAAAAUUGCAUUUUUACCGAAAAUUUGGAAAAAAAACAUACUCGGCCCAAUUUUUACAUCUUUAAACAGUUUUAUUGAAAGAAACUUUAAUGUUUCUAAUUAACCAGAGGACUAAUUUACGACAGAUGGUGCAUACGAUUCUGAUUUAGUAAGAAGACUUAUACAAAGCAUGAUAAAAUAAUAAUAAUUUCAUUGUUAUUUUAUUAUCAGAUGAAUCUAUGGAUAUUGAUUCGCAGACAAAUUAUCUUUAAAUAUCCGAAAUCGCUGACAAUUCCUUCCGAAACUAUUUGUUGGGUGUUAAUACCGCAGUAGCAAAUAUGGUGCCUAGUAGUUCUCUUAUGAAGAGACUAAACUCUUCUUUAAGGCGGAGGAGUAUAUUUUUUGAAUAACUCCUGCAAAAUUUCGGAAAAUAUCUCUUCCCUGUCUAGUUAAACGUUAAGUGUAUAUCUGCUUAAGAUACUUCUCUUCCAUCGUUGGCGACUUGUAAUAUAAUUACUGGAAGCUCUGUAAUUUACGUACGUUACUAUUUUACUAGCGUGUAGGUAUACUAUGUAUAUAACUUAGCCACUCAUUGGUCGUUUUUCGUUGGACUCAUAUAGAAUUCUAACUUCGUAGAUAUCGAUACGCGUACGGCUUCUGAGUUGAAAAGUUUAAAAAUCUAUCCGCUUUUAGAUAAAUAAAUAACAUUUCAUGUACUAUAUAAUCGUAAGUGUAAAUUUGCGUAAAUGGUAUCGGCAAGCGGGCAUUAUCUGCUACCAAUAUACCGAGUGUUUUAAAAUAACUUAACAGGUACACAAAUAAAACCACUAAUUAUACAUUAAAACAACCGCUGUAUUGAUAGAUCUACGAAAUCAGAUUGUUUACAAAAAUAUCAAUUAUUAUCAUUGUUACUGUUUAGCAAGUUAGGGUUAUCAAUUGUUUUGAGGACAUCAGAUAAUGGGUUCUCAUGUCGAUCACUGUAUUCUCGAAAUUUAUGAAUGGAUUAAACUAUUAAAAACACUGUUACUCA